Messenger RNA from Eruca vesicaria subsp. sativa (arugula), 681 nucleotides. The record is from the annotation of a GenBank genome assembly. NCBI's taxonomy places the organism in Eukaryota, Viridiplantae, Streptophyta, Magnoliopsida, Brassicales, Brassicaceae.
AUGUUGACACCCCCCUCCCCUAACUCACGUUGUUUAAAGCUUCUACCGCCUGAAGAGCUUGAGCAUCUUGAGAUCUUAUACCGUAAAGAUUCGACCUCUCCGGUUAAGAAACUUUUGCACUUAACCGGUACAGAUUUUUCAAGCUCUCCUGUUCGUGAGAACGGGACGCGGUUUAAUUUAUUUACUGGGAACCAGAGUUUUGCUGAGAGAGAGAGAGUAGUUUUCAGGUCACGAAACUUGGUGAGGGAGACAGUUUCAGUGCAUUGUGGGGUUUUCAAUGAGAAUGGUGGGUUUAGGAUUGAGGAUGAGGAUGAGGAUAAGAAGCUUAUGCAACGUUGUCAAGUUGUUCUCUCCACGUAUGCUACGUUGCUUUUUGGCGAGGCAAAAGCUGUCGUCAAGAAACACAAAGCUACACCUGAAGAAGUCGAAGUGCAGAUAAAUCAGUAUCGGCAUGAUAAAUUACCCGAAGAUAAAAGAUUCAACGGGAAAAAAGCUUUGUCUGAAGCGUCUGUGAUUGUGAGGGAACACACACCACUGACAAACCUUUUCAUGUGCCUCUGGUUCAGUGACGUUGUCCGCUACACGUCGCGUGAUCAGUUAAGUUUCCCAUACGUGUUUUGGCGGCUGAAAGUUCUGAAGAACGUCAACAUGUUCCCCGUGUGUACACGUGCCAUCUGGUGA